This is a messenger RNA of Magallana angulata, 16780 nucleotides long. RefSeq names its product E3 ubiquitin-protein ligase HERC2-like. NCBI's taxonomy places the organism in Eukaryota, Metazoa, Mollusca, Bivalvia, Ostreida, Ostreidae. Gene Ontology annotation, cellular component: cytoplasm; membrane. Gene Ontology annotation, molecular function: zinc ion binding; ubiquitin protein ligase activity. The transcript is spliced from 80 exons. The record is from RefSeq and is a predicted model, not a curated record. Bases 138 to 15020 code for a protein of 4960 amino acids. Gene Ontology annotation, biological process: protein ubiquitination.
AAUUCAGAAAAAAGAAAAUUAGGAUAAAUUUUUGCUUGUUUCUUUCCAUGAAUAAGUCGCAAAUUGCAGGCACACAAAUGGGAUAGAAAGAAGAAGAAAUCUCAUUUUUUCGCAAACUGCAGAAUGCAUAAAGAGUAAUGAGUUGGUCAGUUGACACCAAGCUCAGACCCCAACAGCGUCUGGACAAAAAAUGGGUUAAAACUAACUUACAGGGUAUUUUUCAUCGAGAUGAUUUAAGCUCGCUGUGGAAUGAAUUGGUCAAGGAGGGAGAGAUUUCGGUCAGUCACAAUGACGGACUCAUCAACACGGCGGGAGUACUCGCCAGGAAAGGGGAGACAGGGAAGUACUACUGUGGAAUGAAAGUCCUGAGCUGCACUUGCUGUGACGGACACUGUGGACCAAACAAUGGCUGCAGUUGUCUCCAUUGUCAGAAGCUGGACCAGGAGGAGGCUCAGCAACACAAGGAGGAUCUUAACAACCCAAAACAGUCCCAGCCCCUCAUCAACUCCUGGACCUGGGGCCAGCAACCGGAUUCAGACCAGUUAAAACAGUGCUUGAAGUCGGUGCUGUAUGAGCACCAGAAGCUGUGCACCGAGGCGUCCUGUACCUCAGCCUCCAUCACCAGGCUACAGCAGAGGCUGGCCAUCCUCCAGCGAUUCUUCAUCGCACUCGGAAGACAGUCACCAAACGAGGGGAGACAACCCUCCAAGAAAAGCCAGGCAGACCAGACAAACCUCAACAAACAGAAAAGCUCCAUGAAGCCUGCAGAGAAAGCAACAAUGGGUUUGGCCAGAGUGGGAUCCAGGGCGGCCCUGAGUUUCGCCUUUGCUUUCCUACGGCGUGCAUGGCGGUCUGGUGAGGACUCGGACCUGUGUAGUGAGCUGUUACACGAGUCACUUGAGGCCCUGCAGUCCCUGCCAGAGGCUACACUCUUUGAAGAGAGCCGAGUGUCCAGCGUCUGGCUAGAGGUUGUGGAUAGAGCUUCUGGUUUCCUGCAAGGGGUGGUCAGAGGGACUCCAAACCAGUCGGGUAAUCCAAGCAAGAUUCCUGUUCAGGACCAGCAGAUGGCGCUGUGUCUCCUGUUGGAGCUGUCCAUACAGAGGGGCUCCCUCAGCCACAUUCUCAGCUCAGUCCUACUCCUGCUCAACCUCUGGAACAACAGCUGCCAGGAGUCGGAUAACCGGAUGAGUAGCGGAUUAAACAGUGCUCCCCUUAUCCAUAUGCUGCAGAGGUUCCAAGCCAUCAAAGGUUCAAAAUCCAGGGUGUACUCAGAGCAGAAGAAACUGGAAGAGUCUGAGAUGCAGGUAGCCAGCCCCACAGAGAUCUUCCUUAACUUCUUGACCUACCCAGAGGACCCCAACACCCUGAUCGAUCUCCGGAUGUCUGCUGUGGUCAUGAUGUCUCACCUAGACAGACUUGCCUUGCCAUAUCUCCAACCAUCCAGUUCACAAAAGUCGAUGAAGAACAGUAACUCCCAGGAGGUUAUGGGGCUGGGAUGGCUGGCCUGGGCCACGGAGGGAGGGGCUGCCGGACCAUUCUCUAUGGACUUCUUCGCAGACAUCGGAGGAGUGCAGCAGAUCGCGUGCUCGGAGAGGUGCUGUUUGAUCCUGUCCAAGGCCGGCAAAGUCUACAUGUUGUACUACACCAGUCUCUCACCAACACUGCAGCAGUUAAAUGGCUUUGGAGACAGGGAGGUCAUCAGAAUAGCAUCUCACCCCGACGGGAAACACUACAUGGGUCUGACUAGUGAUGGGGAGGUGUUUUCCUGGGGCAACGGAGACGGAGGGAAACUGGGUCAUGGGGACUACCAAAAUCAUGAAGAGCCUGCCUUGAUUACUGGGUUGUCUGGGAAACAGGUGGCCAAGAUUUGUUGUGGGAGUUCCUACAGUGUGGCCCUGACAUCCAAUGGAGAGGUCUACUCCUGGGGGAAGGGGAAUUUUGGUCGUCUGGGUCACGGAAGCAGCGAGGACCAAACCACCCCCAUGCUUCUCAAAUUCUUCAAGGGCCAUCGCAUUGUGGAUGUGGCAUGUGGUAGUGGAGAUGCUCAGACUCUGGCAGUAACAGAUUCAGGUGCUGUAUAUUCCUGGGGAGAUGGCGACUAUGGAAAGUUGGGCCGUGGAGGAAACGAUGGAUGUAAGACUCCCAAAGUGAUUGAGAAGCUGAUGGGUCAGGACGUGGUACGGGUCUACUGUGGGAACCAGUUCAGCAUGGCCCUGACCAAGUCUGGGGCAGUAUACACCUGGGGCAAGGGAGAUAACUAUAGACUAGGACAUGGAACCGAGGAUCACGCUAGACACCCUAAACAGAUCGAGGCUCUGUCCUCUAAAAAGGUCAAGGACAUUGCCAUUGGAUCCCUGCACUGUAUGGCCAUUACAGAGGAUGGGGAGCUGUAUGGGUGGGGCAGGAAUGAACAGGGACAGUUAGGAAACCCCUCCAUCAGCAACUUUACGGAACCUACCCUUAUUGGGGGGUUGGAGGGGAAGAACAUUAUCGGAGUGGCAUGUGGGCCAACCCAGACAUUUGCAUGGACCAGCGGGGGACAGUGGAUAGUCAGCAGUAGGGUACCAUUCAUUGUGGACGUGUGUAAGAGUACGUUUGAGCAGCUGGAUGAACUGUUGGGGGAAGUGUGUGUAGAGAUGGAUGGACAAUCAGAGUGGCCACCCCCACAGGACAAAGAGUGCCUGGCCGUGGCAGGACUGAACCUUCUCAAUCUUCAGUUUUAUGCCACCAUCUGUCAGUCGGAGAGCACGGAAGGAUUGGGUCUCGGCCCAGGUAGUCCACUAGUCACUAGUCUGAAGCAGAGAGUUGUCUCCCUGGCCAGUAACGUUGGCGUCAUCAACACGGUCCAGCUGGCCGCCCAGAACGCCCUACAGAGUGGAUGGUCCAUCUUACUGCCCACCGCUGAGGAGCGGGCCAGAACUUUGUCUACUCUCCUGUCUAAUGAAGUAGUUGGCCAUGAUGCCAGCAUCAUGAGUCCAGGUCAGCGAUUUAUGACAGAUCUUCUGGUCAGCAGCUUAAUGGCCGAUGGAGGAUUAGAAUCGGCACUUGAAGCUGCCAUCAAAAACGAAAUCUCUGAAAUUGAGGGCAAAAAGGAAAGAGAAGAAACUUCUGAGUUGCUCACCUGUGAGAAAUCGGGAGACGCUCAGACAAGUCCUUUGGAUCCCUACCCCCCAGAGGGUGAUGAAAAUGGGGCAACCAUUCCUUUGCUUCAACUCAUACAACAGCUUUUAAGGAACUCAGCCUCCUAUUCCCUGUCCCACCUGGAGGACAUCUCUAAGGACCACUUCCUGAAGACGGAGGAGUGGGAGGUGUCGGACACUUCCUCCUCCCUGGAUCUCCUACUCCAGGUCCAGCGACUCCUGGUCUCCCGGAUCUUCCCUCUGGACGGGGAGGGACAGGUGCCCACAAUGGGCACAGAAAAAGAGUUGCAGUUGCUUGGCGCGGGGUCCUUGUUGAGGAAGUACACCCUGCUCCUGGGGAACCACGUGGCCAUGAUCCUCCCCCAGGCCACCAGUCUGGCCUGUGUCAGCAGCAAGCACUUCUCUGUUGUUUCCCAGGUCCUCACCAAAGAUGUCACAGGUGUUCUGUUACCGGAGAUGGUUACCUCCAUGGUACUGCUACAGCUGAAGGCGCCUGGAGUGAUCCACGCCUCACGGUCUGUCCCGGUGCUGGAAGAGAUUCUGGACAUACUGGACACCUACAACAAGCUGGCCCCGGGGCUGGACAGGGAUGACAAGGAGGAUCUCGCCUGGCCAGGGGUCUGGAGUUACACCUUGGAAAAGUACACACACAAACCUAGUGAAGACAUUAACAUUAUCCGUCAGGCGGAUUUAGAGAAUCACAACAAGGAUGGAGGAUUAUGGGUAGUGAUUCAUGGAAAGGUGUAUGAUGUUCAAGAAUUCAAAGCUCAGGCGCCGUGUGGGAGUGAGAAACUUCUUCAGUAUGCAGCUAAAGAUGCAACCAAGGCCUUCGAGUUGCAGCAUCAUUCAGAUGAAGCCAGGGAACUGAUGAAAUCCUUCUAUGUAGGACAGUAUUUAGAUCCUCAGAAAGACAUAGUUCAGACCUCGGACACCAGCACUGCCUCCUCCCCCCUAAUGGACACACAGCGGACCUUGGGGGUACUGCUUGGUCUCCAGGCAGCGUACCAGGCCCGGGGGACCCGCCGUUCAGCUGAGGAGGAGGAAUACCAUGAGUGGCUCAAGUCUGAGUUCUUUGCUGGGGGACUGCAAGUACUACAACCUAAAAAUCAAUUUGAGGAGGAAAAGGGAGAGAGCCGUGGAUCAGCUUCAGGGGGGACAACUCCUGGAGCCACACCCACUUCUGAGGUCAAACAUAUGCCAGGCCUAUCAGAGAAGGAGAAGCUGUUUGACAGACAAGCGUCACAAGCUGACACGUCCCGCCCCUUCCUGGCUUCCCUGGCUGAGGGCCGGGUCCAGGACCCCUGUGUGAAAACAUUCCUGACAGUCAUGGACAAAUAUCUCAAGCAUCACCAUCUUUUCUCCCUGGACGUUCCAUCUGAUCACCCCCUUGAGGAAGUCAGCAGAAUACUCUUAGCAGUGCUUCUAAAGCACCAUGACUUGGGUCAUGCAGCAUUAGCCAUAGUUGAGCAAGGAGAUCACUCCAAGCAUUCAGUUCCAAAGUCAAUAUCAGAACUGUUCAAAGUAGUCAGCAAAACGAAGCGUAGCCUAAUUCAGGUUCAUCAAGAGCAUAGUCGGUCCUACAAGGAAGUGUGCGCCCCUGUGAUUGAGAGAUGCAGGUUUCUGUUCAAUGAACUGCGACCAGCUGUUGGUAACGAGGUCAAUGCCAUGAGUCGCUCCUGUUUGUUAAAGAGCACUCCACGAUGGAAGACGGUGUCCAUUAAAAUGAUGGAGGACAAGAGGAGAUCCAAACGAUGCAAAGAUGUGGAGUUGAUCACAGUGGCGGAGGAACAAGUGGUUGUUAAAGUGGAGAAUGAGAUGGAGGGAGAGCAAGGAGCAGGUGGUGGAGAGAGGAUCGAAAGUGUGGAUAAGGCUCCUGCUGAAGUGGAUGGGGUGGAGAAAGCCAACCCAGAUGUGGAGGAUGAAGAUGAGGUUAAGGUCUUCCCGAAAGGAGAGGCACCCAAAAAGAUUGAUCAUCCAGCAGGUGGAGCUGUGGGCUCAGAUCACAAGGUCAAGGGUCACAGAAAAAGGACGGACUCUUGGAAAGACAUAGCCAGCACGGUCACGAGUGUCCAGAAAUUUAACUGGUUGAGACAGAGGAUGACAGGACACAUCCCAGACAUGCCGCUCCUGAACAAGAUCAUUGAAUUUGUGUUGUAUGAACAUCCAAUCGACAUAGAGAAACUCAGACGGUCAUUGCAUCACCAGGUGGAGAGAGCUCAGCUUCGUCUGAGUGGAAUCCAGACUAUGCUUUCCCUGGUGCACCGGGACUAUCUCCUGCCGUCCUGUAGAUACGCCAUUCUGUGUGGCUGGCAGGGACUGCUCACCAUCGGGCAACGAGUCUGUGCCCCGGUCCCUCACUGCCUGUCCGACGUCCAGCUGAUCCCGCCCUGUGACCGGAUCCUACUGGAAAUGACCUACUCCGACCUCUACAAGUGGGCCAUCAAAGAACUGAGGGCAGCCAUCAUGCAGUCUGACAUGAAGUUCAAAUCAAGGGGGAUAAAUCCUGCAAUACCCCCUGUUGACAAUAGCAAGGAGAGGUUAAGCUUGGGAGCGCUGCCCCAGUCCCGCUUUAUCCUGGCCAUGCUGGGGAUCCUGGUGUCCGAGCACCAAUCCAGCAGCCUCAGUCUGCUCAUCAACUCAGGAAUUCUGGGACUGACCCAGACAUUAAUGAGACUUGUGGGUCCUGAUCCAGAUCGAGUCCUGCAGGAUAAUAUGGUGUCCAUGUGUGCCGUUCUAGAGGAACAGAAGCACAAAAAACAGGCAGCUCCAGUCCCCAUAUCGGGCCCCGAACUGGCAGCCAUGAUGAAGAUUGGCACACGCGUGAUGAGGGGAGUGGACUGGAAAUGGGGAGAUCAGGACGGCCCUGCUCCAAGUUUAGGACGGGUGAUCGGAGAGCUGGGAGAUGACGGCUGGAUCCGUGUGCACUGGGACACAGGAAGCACCAACAGUUACCGCAUGGGCAAGGAGGGGAAGUACGACCUGAAGCUUGCAGAGGCUCCAGAAAUGCCGGACAAUGAAGAGAACGAAGAAGAGGAAGUAGAAUCGGUCUUUUUGAAUGUAGACCCAGUGAAAGUGGAAAGCAGACACCCCACUGCUAUCAUUAGGCGCUCCACCUUGUACCUGUUGCGCAAUCUUUCCCUGUCUUGUGGAAUCUAUGCGGAACAAGCUCAGAAGGAGGCUGUCAGUGCACUGUGUGGACUCAUGCGGAAAAUACUGGAUGCCGGAUGUAAUUAUGGAAUCAACUCAAACUUUAUCCCAACCCAGAUCGCCAGUGAGCAGCACUACAGCUGGUGCACCCUGGGAUUUGUUCGAGCCAUCGCCACCAGUCCAGGCAUCUGCGAGUCUCUGAGCUCACAGAAGUGGAUCGAUCUGCUGCUCAAGAUACUGGAGGAUGAGAAGCCGUCGCAGCCCACCAAGAACAUCAUCAAACAGAUUCUGAUCCUGAGGUUUUUGGAGUCGGUCCUGCCUCACUGGAGUAAGAAAACAGAUCAGUCUCGAGUGGUGGCCAUUGUGGAAAGACUCUUCAAUCUUUUGGGCAAAGUCAUCAUGGGAUGCUCAGCUGAUCCAACGCUGUUCUCACCAAAUGACGCUCUGAGGAAGGGACCCAAGCCAUGCGUGUCCGUGUCGCUGACUGCGUCAUACACCAGCACGGUCGCAGAGGAGAUCGUGUGUCUGCUGCGGACUCUUCACGCCAGCGACUGCUGGAACUCCCACAUCAACGCCUACAUCACCAGCCAGCUCGUCAACAUCGGAGACAUGAUGGUGGAGAAAGUCUGUCCAUCACAGGAACUGUUGUCUGAGGAUACGGUCCUCAUUGACCGUCUGCCCAUUGUUCUGGCAUGCUUGGCCGUGAUUGGUGGAGUGGACAACAGGGCGCGGUUAGGGGGCAGGGUGGAACAUGAGGAGAUGGGCUAUGGCACCAUAGCCAGGAUCACCUCCAAGGGCAAGAUCCAUGUUCAGUUUGAGGACGGGAGCCUAAUGGGCUGUAGACUGACCGAGCUUACAGUGGCUAACGAUCAGGAGUUCUGUGUGAGUAAACUCGACAUGACACCUGAUGUGAUUAAGAUGUGGUCAGCAAUCGUGGGUUACACGGCCACAGGGCUCAAGAUGGAGAAGGAUUUCCCAAAAGACAGGCCCUUGGUCUCCAGCACAGCAAGUCUGGAGUCGGAGCAUACCACUGCCAGUGGUGUUGAUGUGCGAGAACUCAGAAAGCAGCAGCUGAAGCUAGGACUGCUACGGGCCUCUCGGGUCCUCCUGUCCUGCCAGCCACAUCUCCGCCAGAUCCUGAGUGGAAUCUCCCCGGUGGAUCAAGGAUUGUCAGAGGUGGAGGCUGGGGUGGAGGAGGUCAGUGAGGAGGACCCAGAGAGCGAGUCCUCACCAGCCAACACCAUCUUACAGUUGCUGAUGAGUAUUGCCACACAGCCCUCGCCCAUCAAAGCUGUGUUCUCCAGGGAAGAGCUGGAGGGAGCCGCUCUGUCAGUAGCCCAGUACCUGACGGCCACGAGUCAACUGGAGGUGGACGAUUCGGAGUCCUCCGAGUCGGAGAGUGACAACGAGCAGGUGCCCCCUGUCAGGCCUCAGGCUGAGGUGCCAAGUAACAUCAACCGGAACAAACCAAAGAAAGUCCGGAGUGCGGAACAGAGGAACCACCACGAGCCCCAAGAGCAUGUCGACCCGGUGGUGACCCAACUAAUGGAGAUGGGCUUCCCCAAGAAAAACGUCAAAUUUGCCUUAAAAGCAAUCAGCAGUUCCACAUUGGUGCCCAAUCCGGAGCAUCCCAGUAUUGAAGCCCUGGUGGGCUGGCUGAUAGAGCAUCCACAGAUAAGUGCGCGUGAACUUAACAACAGUGACAGUGAUUCAGAGGACUACUCCACAGAUUCUGAUGCCUCGUCUGAGGACAUUGUGGAGGAGAACUCGUUCGAUGCCAGCGCAGAAGUGGCUGCAUAUACUAACAUCACAAAUGACGCACCAGAAAUUCCUCCACCUCCCGCUGCCACUCAGCAGUCGUACAAGAAGCGGGCGGACUUUCUGAGUAACGACGAGUAUGCCAUGUACGUGAGGGACACCAUACAACCCAACAUGAGCGUUAGGUGCUGCCGUACUUACGAGGAGGUUCACGAAGGGGACAUUGGAAAAGUUGUUAAGCUUGACAGAGAUGGCUUGCACGACCUUAACAUUCAAGCUGACUGGCAGAGGAAAGGCGGAACGUACUGGGUACGAUACAUUCAUGUGGAGAUUCUGGGAUUCAUGGGAAAUGAGACUGGACCCAGCCAGAAGAUAUCGGUGGGAGACAAAGUUCACGUCAAACCCAGCGUGGUGACCCCGACCUACAAGUGGGGUUCUGUGUCUCACAACUGUAUAGGAACUGUCACUGCCAUCAAUGCCAAUGGGCGUGACUUGACCGUGGACUUUCCUCAGCAGUCUCACUGGACGGGUGUUAUUGAUGAGAUGGAGAUUGUGCCAAGUUCUCACCCUGGCAUAGGGUGUGAUGAGUGUGAUCUGUUCCCUAUUGUGGGCCCCAGAUACAAAUGCCAGAAAUGUGCCAACUAUGAUAUGUGUGAAAACUGUUUCAGAAUCAAGAAACACAGGCAUAAUCAUGUGUUCACCAAGAUUGCAGAGCCAGAUUGUGAGCCAACCUAUGCAGGGAAAGCUGGCAAACAGAGGAGGAAGUAUGGAGUCCUGUCUUCCAGGUCCGUCAUUGACGACUGGCACGCCUGUGUGAAGGCCAUCACCGUGUCCUCCAGAGAAAACCAGGCACACAGACUUAUCAAUGGCAACAGUGGCUACUGGCAGAGUUCAGGGUCACAGGGCAAGCACUGGAUCCGAUUAGAGAUGCUGCCAGAUAUCCUGCUACACCGACUGUACAUGAAGGUGGAACCAUCUGACUCCAGCUACAUGCCAAGUCUAGUGGUCAUUAGCGCAGGGGAUACCCUCAGCUCCAUGAAGGAAAUCCGAGCAGUCAACAUCACCUCCUCAGAGUCUGUUGUCACACUUCUACAGGACCUCAAUGAUUACUUCCGCUUCAUUGAAAUCGGCAUUAAGCAGUGUCGCAGCAGUGGCAUUGACUGCAAGGUUCACGGCCUGACGAUUCUCGGAAGGUUACGCUCUGAUGAAGAUGAUGCAGCUGCCAACUUUUCGUUCCUUGCCUCAGACAGAGAGGAGGAGGAGGAAGAGAAGGUCAAUAGUUCAUCUGUUAAGAAGAAGAAGAAAGCCACCACCAAGGAAAUCCAGACCAAUGUCUUCUGCUGGGGGCUGAAUGACAAAGAUCAGCUGGGAGGGCCCAAAGGGCCAAAGAUUAAACUUCCAACAUUAAAUGACAAUUUAUCAGCCUUGAGAUGUGUGCAGAUUGUUGGUGGAUCAAAGAGUUUGUUUUGUGUAACACAAGAGGGAAAAGUCUAUGCCUGUGGUGAGGCCACUAAUGGGAGACUUGGUCUGGGGAUCACCACAGGGACAGUUUCUGUUCCACGACAGAUCACCUCUCUCAGUCAAUAUGUCAUCAAAAAAGUGGCUGUGCAUUCAGGUGGGAGGCAUUCACUGGCCCUGACCACAGACGGAAAGGUCUUUUCCUGGGGAGAAGGGGAUGAUGGGAAACUGGGACACUUCAGUCGCUGGAACUGUGACAAGCCUCGACUGAUCGAGGCCCUGAAGUCCAAGCGUGUGAGGGACAUCGCGUGUGGGAGUUCCCACAGUGCCGCCAUCACCUCUAACGGGGACCUGUAUACCUGGGGGCUGGGGGAGUACGGUCGACUGGGCCACGGAGACAACACCACCCAGCUGAAACCCAAACAGGUCAAGGCCUUGGCUCAUGAGCGCGUGGUACAGGUAGCCUGUGGGAGCAGGGAUGCCCAGACCCUAGCCCUGACAGAUGAGGGCAAGGUGUACUCCUGGGGAGAUGGAGAUUUCGGAAAGCUGGGCCGCGGCGGGAGUGAGGGUUGUAAUGUCCCUCACGAAGUGGACAGACUACGAGAUCAGAAGGUGUGCCAAAUAGAAUGUGGGGCCCAGUUCUCUCUGGCUCUGACCAAGUCAGGACAAGUGUGGACCUGGGGAAAAGGGGACUACUUUCGACUGGGUCAUGGCACAGAUGCCCACGUUAGGAAGCCUCAGAUAGUAGAGGGACUCAAGGGGAAGAAAAUAGUCCACGUAGCUGUGGGAGCACUCCAUUGUCUGGCUGUUACUGACUCAGGACAGGUCUUUGCCUGGGGAGACAAUGAUCAUGGACAGCAGGGGAAUGGCACCACCACUGUCAACAGGAAGCCUGCCCUGGUGGUGCUGGAGGGUUACAAGAUCAGUAAGGUGGCAUGUGGUUCUUCCCAUAGCAUUGCCUGGGCCACCACGGACAUGUCAGUCCCCACCACCCAUGAGCCGGUCUUGUUUUCCACCUCUAGAGAUGCUCUAGGCGCCACCUUAUUGGGCGUGAAUGACAACAACUCUGAGGAGAAUUCUGUCUCUGCGGCAUCUGCACAGAGUGUAACCUCCAAAGCUUUGCGGCCAUCACUGGCAAAGAUCAUCCUGUCCCAGGACACGGACAUCAGCAAACAGCAGGCCCUGGGCUACAUCCUGACCGCCCUGCAGAUUCUCUACUCCAGGGAUGCAAUUGUGAAGUCACUGGAGACUGAUGGUCAGCCAAUGCCUGUCUCCUCAGACAUUAAACCUCUUAGCAUGGCUAUGUCCCUGACAGCCAGUAUGGAAGAACUUCCCACGGAGAGGGAGGAGGGUACCCCCAGAGAGGGCACAGACGAGGUGUUGGACCACGCAGAUAUUCAGCUUAAUCUGGGAGAGAUUUUCACAGAGGGGGUACAUUCAGAAAUCUCAUCAUACACAAGCAUGCAAGGUCUGGCAGCUUUGGUUCCCAUGGAAACCAGUAUCAUGGCUGAAACCUUGACCUCUGCUGAUGAGGUUAUGAGUACCAUAGACACAGUGCAAGCAAUCUAUCCCUCUGGUCUGGACGACUUCACCGUACGGAUGUCUGUCAACGAUGCUCGUAACUUGGUGGAGCUCUUGAAGCUUGCAGUGGCCACCAGAAUGGGUGAAUCAGCUAGAGAAUGUUUAUCAGAGGUUCUUUCUCGCUUGGCCAAAGCUUACCCACAGGUAGCAGAGAUGUUGCUGGAGCUGUGUGUGACAGAGUUGGAGGAUGUGGCCACUGACCGAGUCUGUGGGAGACUGCCCCAGCCGGUGGUCCAGGAGAGUCCCCACCCCUACAUGGAUGAUGCCUCUCUCAGUGGCACCGUCAAAAUUCCAGGAGCUGAUUCCCUGAGGGUGGAGUUUGACCGCCGAUGCUCCACAGAGAGGAGACAUGAUCCCCUAACUAUAUCUGACAGUUCUGGUCGGACCCUUGCCGUCAAAUCAGGCCGAGAAUGGUCAGAUUGGUCCCAGGAACUUAGGAUAGACGGGGAUGAACUGAGGUGGAAGUUUGUGAGCGAUGGCUCUGUCAAUGGCUGGGGAUGGUAUUUCACCGUGUAUCCCAUCAUGCCCGCUGCUGCCCCCAUGGACAUGCUUUCGGACAGAACCGUUCUGUCAAGACCAUCCAUUGAUCUCGUCACCUGUCUUCUGGACUUCAAACUGGAAAUCAGUUUGGACAGAAAUAUUGUCACCAGACUGGCAGCCACCUUGGCUGCUAAUGCCCAGCUCAGCUCUCUAGGAUCUAGUCAGAGAAUGUGGGCCUUGCAAAAGCUGCGUAAGCUGAUGACGUACAGUGCGGACCAGAUUGUGAAUGUCAACACUCUACUUGCCAGUCCCACUGUGGAGAUCUCAGAAUCAGAACUAGCCACACGAUCCUCCACGGCUCUGUUGAGUAGUUCCUCAGUGACCUCCCUUGUGAAGGGUCUACCUGAGGCCUUACAGAGGCAGUAUGACUACGAGGAUCCCAUUGUCAGGGCUGGAAAGCAUCUCAUGCACAGCCCAUUCUUCAAGGAGCUGGUGGCUUUGGCCUGUGAUUUAGAGCUAGACAAGCUGAGUUGCUGUAGUGAGGCUCACAAGUGGGCAUGGUUCCGGCGGUACUGCAUGGCGGCAAGAGUAGCCACAGGCAUCGUCCAAAGGACCGUGCUCCCAAUGUCCUUCAUAGAGGAGGUCAGGAAGAAGAUUCUGGACAUUUCUGGGGAGGAAGAGGAGACUGCUCUGAAUGUUCACGAGAAUCAUGACCUUUUCAAGCAAGAACAAGAUGAACAGUUGUUAUUGUGGCUGAAUAGAAAACCUGAAGAGUGGACCCUGUCUUGGGGUGGGAGUGGCCAGAUCUGGGGUUGGGGACACAACCACAGAGGGCAGCUGGGGGGAGUGGAUGGUGCCAAGGUCAAACAGCCGGUCAGCUGUGAGGCCCUGGCAGUGACCAGACCCAUCCAGCUGGUGGGGGGAGAACAGACAUUGUUUGCUGUAACUGCAGAAGGAAAGGUGUUUGCAACAGGAUAUGGAGCAGGUGGUCGAUUAGGAGUGGGAGGGACCGAGUCUGUGUCCCAUCCCACACAGCUGGAGUCCAUCCAACAUGUCUUCAUCAAAAAGCUGGCCGUCAACUCAGGAGGGAAGCACUGCCUGGCCCUGUCUGCUGAGGGCGAGGUGUAUUCUUGGGGAGAGGGAGAAGACGGAAAACUAGGUCAUGGAAAUAGAAGUCCCUGUGACAGACCAAGGGUAAUUGAUUCCCUGAGAGGGAAGGAAGUGGUGGACAUAGCAGCUGGAGGGGCCCACAGCGCCUGUAUCACAGCUAACGGGGAGCUCUACACCUGGGGCAAGGGCCGGUACGGGCGUCUGGGGCAUGGGGACAGUGAGGAUCAACCCAGACCAAAACUGGUGGAAGCCUUGAAGUCUUAUCGUGUGGUUGACAUGGCGUGUGGAAGUGGCGACGCCCAGACUCUGUGUAUCACAGAUGACGACAACGUCUGGUCCUGGGGAGAUGGCGAUUAUGGCAAACUCGGUCGUGGAGGCAGCGAUGGCUGUAAAGUACCAAUGAAAAUUGAAACUCUGCAAGGUCAAGGGGUCAUGAAAGUGGAAUGUGGAUCCCAGUUCUCUGUGGCCCUGACCAAAAGUGGAUCUGUUUAUACUUGGGGUAAGGGAGAUUACCACCGCUUGGGACAUGGGUCAGAUGACCAUGUGAGGAGACCCCGCAAGGUUUCGGCCCUCCAAAACAAAAAAGUCAUCGACGUAGCUUGUGGCUCCCUCCAUUGUGUGGCAUGCACUGAUACAGGUGAGGUGUUUUCCUGGGGCGAUAACGAUGAGGGACAAUUAGGAGAUGGAACCACCAAUGCCAUCCAAAGACCCCGCCUUGUGGCCUCACUGCUAGGGAAAAAGAUAAACCGGGUGGCCUGUGGGUCAGCCCACAGUUUGGCCUGGUCCACCAACAAAGCGGUCAGUGCCGGGAAGCUGCCAUCGGACAUCCCCAUGGAGUACAACCACCUGCAGAACAUCCCGAUCACCGCCCUCAGGAACCGCCUGAUCCUGCUUCACCACUUCUCAGACCUCUUCUGUCCAUCCAUCCCCAUGUUUGACCUCCAGAACCGGAGUCAGUUGGAGGUCAGGAAUGACAUCAUCACAGGGCUGGACAACCUCCGAGGAGUGAUCGUGUCAUCAGUCAAGGAGGCUGCCUUUAGAAAAGUUGUUCAGGCAACCAUGGUGAGAGACAAGCAGCAUGGACCUGUGGUGGAACUCAACAGACUUCAGGUGAAGAGAGCCCGUAGUAAGGGCGGAUAUUCCGGCCCUGAUGGAACCAAGUCGGUGUUUGGACAGAUGGCUAGUAAACUGUCCUCCUUUGGAGCAGACAGCCUGAUGCUACCCCACAGGGUCUGGAAGGUCAAGUUCGUAGGAGAGAGUGUGGAUGACUGUGGUGGGGGGUACAGCGAGUCUGUGGCCGAGAUGUGUGAUGAGUUACAGAACGGCUCCCUCCCCCUCCUCAUCGUCACCCCCAACGGGCGGGGCGAGUCAGGUGCCAACAGGGACUGCUACAUCUUCAACCCCAUGGCCAAGUCACCUGUCCAUGUCAACAUGUUCAAGUUCCUGGGAAUGCUGUUUGGUAUAGCCAUACGAACCGGCAGCCCUCUCAGUCUGAACAUAGCCGAGCCCGUCUGGAAGCAGGUGGCUGGGAUGCCGCUGAGUGUGUCCGAUCUGGCCGAGAUUGACAAGGACUGUGUACCAGGACUUAUUUACAUAAAGGACCUUACUGAUGACAAACUUCAGACUGUAGACAUGCCCUUCAGCAUUCCAAGCUCUUCGGGACAGGAGGUACAAUUGUCAUCAAAGCACAGCAAAAUCACACCAGCAAACAAAAUGGAGUACAUCAAACAGGCCAUUAACUACAGACUGCAUGAGUUUGAUGACCAGGUGAAGUGGGUCAGAGAGGGCAUGUCAAAGGUCAUCCCAGUCCCUCUCUUGUCACUGUUCACAGGGCUGGAAUUGGAAACAAUGGUUUGUGGCAGCCCAGACAUUCCCCUGUACUUGUUGAAGUCUGUGGCGACCUACAAAGGGGUGGAUGCCACGGCGCCACUGGUGAUAUGGUUCUGGGAGGUGAUGGAGGAACUGUCGGACAACGAGAGGUCCCUGUUCCUCCGGUUUGUGUGGGGCAGGACCCGGCUACCCAGGUCAAUCGCCGACUUCAGGGGGAGAGACUUUGUUCUCCAGGUACUUGACAAAUACAACCCACCGGAUCACUUUCUGCCUGAGAGCUACACUUGCUUCUUCUUGCUGAAGAUGCCCCGCUACUCUUGCAAGCCCGUCCUAAGGGAGAAGCUCAAAUACGCCAUACAUUUUUGCCGGUCCAUUGACACUGACGACUAUGCGCGAGUGGCCCUGACAGGAGAAAUCAUGGUGAACGAUACUCCCGACGCCAGCGAGGACUCAGAGGAUAUCUACAGCAUGGAGUCCGACGGAGAAAUCGUGGAUUCUGAUUCUAGUCUCGUCUAAAUUAUAGUCUGUUGGAAUUCAAAGACUUAAGCUUAUACAUAGAUCAAUUCUGAAAGACAUUUUGUAUAAGCUGAAACAUUUAAUGCAGGACUAUAUAACUGUUGCUUAUUUUAUCAGUGUUAAACGAAAGAAACUUGAGCACCUUUAUUAGCACAACUAUUGAAUAAAAUCUAGUUGUGUAGUUGAUCAUAAUUGUAUCUAUUUUAUAGUCAAGUCUCAAGCAUUUCAUUAAUCCUUUAGAAAAUUUAAAAUGACCAUAUUCAUUCUCAAUUUUCUUCAGAACUGAACAGAAACUGGUAACAGAAACUUGAUCUGGCUUUGUGGUACCGGUACAUGUAUAAUACUUGACUAUAAUGACUUAUAGCUUGCCCUUUGACUGAGUACUGGUAUUUGCUCAUUGUAGCUGACUUGAGUUUUUCAGAUUAGGUUUAAAUCAGUGCUAGUUAUAGUUUACAGCUCAAUGUAAAAACAAUUUACUGAUGUGAAAAAAAGCACUGAAGAUAUUCUAGUAUCCAUAGAUCCCUAGGAAAUUUUUAGAUCUAUUAGAAUAAUAAAUUUACAUGUAGUCAUCCCUCUUUUUUAUUUUCCCAUUUCCAUGUUGUACGUUUGUGGUAUUACAAAGCAUUAACUGUAAAAUAUCUUAGGAUUUCUGCAUAAUACAAACAUGCAGUGAUUUUGAAAUGAAUUCACAUAAAAUGUGAUUUUUUUUAAUAUUUUUACGGCUGCAUCUUAUAUUGCAGUGUUGCAGAUUUAGUUAGUGUGUUUGUGUUUGAUAAUAUAUACUUUGUAUAUUCUAUGUACAUGAUUUUGAUUUUUUUUUUAAUAUUCACUGAUAAUUACAAAUGCAACUGUACUAGUAAUUGCAUGUUUUAAUAGUGUAAAAUACAUGUACUUUAUAAUUGGUUUGUCUAACAUAUGCAUAUUGAUUGUUUUAAUUUGUGAAUGAAUUAAUUUGUAACGGGCUUUCCAUUUUUAUUUACAUGCAUGCUCAUGUAAUUAGUGAUUGAUAUCUGGUGGAACAUGUGUUGUGUGUCAUAACAAGAUGUCCAAUGUGACAUUUGUCCAUAAUUAGUGCUAUCUGUGUGAAUAUCAUGAACAGUCUCUUGUCUUUGUUAAAAAGACAGUGAUUGUCAAAGAGUCAACAAAUACCGGUAGUAAAUCCUUACUGACUGAAUAUUGUAUACGGGGAAAUAUUCGCCCUUAUUUUAUUUUCGCCCUUUUGUCCUCAUCAGAGGGCAGAUUUAAUACUUGGCAAAUUCCAAUAUCUCAAAUCAUUUCUCUUUAAAAAUAGCUGCUUCUGGGCAAAUUUAAGAUGGGGCGAAUCUGCAAGUGAGGAAGGGCGAAAAUAACACAGGGCGAAAAUAACCCUGUAUACAGUACUAGUAUGAUCCAACCAAAUACAUAUAUAAAAGUGCAGGGGAUGUUAAAUUUGUUUUAGUGUUGUUUAAAGCUCUUUUUUUUUUUACAUGCAAGUUUAUAGAAUUUGAUUAUAAAUCCAAUCAUGCAUAUAUAAAUCACCUUGUAUGUAUCGGGUGUGCUGACACAAAAAUAGCUGGAGAUCAUGGAGAGUUAUUUCCGAUAUUAACAAUUGUUUUUAGGUUUCUGAAAGCUUUUAUUAUUAUUUAUUUUGUGUGUGUGUGUAUAUGAACUUUGGUUACAUGAAAUAAGCAUGUAAGACUUGUUGGUUUUCAAGUUGUUAUUACAUUAUAAUAAGUGUUUAAUUUUGCUUUUGAAUUUCAAUAAAAUCUAUUUUAAAAAAA